AGUCGGUCUCAGGUGUUCAAAAAUACAGAAUCACCUCGCAUGAAUUGUGAAUACAUUUCGACGCGCCGCAAGCCUUCGCACAUCUAACAGCGCGCGCGCGUGCGUGUGAGAGAGACAUGAGAGUCGUUCCUCAUUGGCCAAAGGCGGCGCUGGCUCGAAUCUGAUUGGAUGUCUGGAGGGCCGCCGAGGCGUGGGAGUGUUCGCGCACGCGAGUGUGUCAAACACUUUUCUCUUUCGGCCGCUCGAAUGGUUUUCCAGCCGGGGCGAGAGCGAGCCCCGCGCACUCUCCAUCCACACACCAUGGCGGGGCCGAGGAGGUCGCGGGAAGGUGCGAACCCGAGUGUUGGGAAAUUAUGAAUCUUGUAAACUUUGGAUUCUACCUGAGGACCGGAGAAGAACCCUCGCCGCGAGCGAUGGAUCAUCACUAAGGCUCCCAAACUGAUCUGCAGAGCAGAACUGAUCAGACCCGGUAAAUAUGCAUCAGCUCUUCACAAUCUCAUCCUCCCACACAGGCUGCACUGAUUUGGUUUAUAGAAUUGUGUAUAUAUAUAUAUAUGUGUGCACUGCACGAUCGAAGCCAGCCUGUCACAGUAACCUACUUUACGGUUGCCGCACCACCCCUGAGCAUCCGAGUUGCAUUUUCCCUCCUCUCACCCUAACUUGAUGGUGCCGGAGAAAAUGAUCUCGGUACACGUCACUCAUCUGCAUAGGGAGUAAAAUGCAACCAUCCUGCGAGGCUGCCUUGUUUUUUUUUCCUUUUCUUUUGCGCCCCGAAACGGUCUCCGUGCUCGACCCCGCGACAGAAGGAAGCGACUAAUCGCUGCAUAGGCGAAACUACAAACAUGGCAGGGGGAGGAUGCUACUAGCGUCCGCCGUGGUGGUAUGGGAAUGGCUGAACGAGCACGGACGCUGGCGGCCCUACAGCCCGGCGGUCUGUCACCACAUCGAGGCGGUCAUCCGGAGCGACCCGCGGUGUGGUAGCGUUGUCCUCGGCCAGGUGGACCCUCGCCUCUCGCCCUACAUCAUCGAUUUGCAUUCCAUGCACCAGUUCCGACAAGACACAGGUACCCUUCGACCGGUACGACGUAGCUUCUACGACCCCACCUCAGCGCCAGGCCAGGGCUGGUUGUGGGAGUGGGAGAACGACGCUGGCAGUUGGACGGCGUACGACACAGAGGUGGGCAUCGCCAUCCAGGCGGCACGAGAUCGUCAGCAGCCCUGGCUGGACCUGGCGCCGCUGGGUUUCUGCUACCUCAUUGACUUCGAAAGCAUGACCCAAAUCAACGGGCAGACACAACGCUGCCGGCGCAUCCAGUGCCGCUCCGACCUGGCAUACCCGCUGGUGUCCGGGCCCCUGCCCAGGUCCCACCAUGCCUGGGGGCCCACAUCAAUGCCGAGCCACGGAGGACUACUUGGUGUGGAUGUAUCUGGAGUGGGCAUGGGGCUCAGGAUGAGCAGCAGCGGGACUGGAAAUGGGAGUGCGUACCCCAGCGGAGCCCUCCCUGCGUCGGCCAUCACCUCUCUGGGACAGCCCUGCGCCUGUCAGCAGUGUAUGCUGGUGCUGAGUGUCAAGGCGGGCACCAUGUCAGCUGCUCACACCCUGGGUCGACGGCCGCCGCAGUUCAAACCGCCUAGUCCCAAAAUCAUCAGUCACCAUGUCCCAGGAGGGUCGUACUCACUCACCCUCCCUCGGCCACCCUCCCUGUCCCGAUCACUUUCCCCAAACAGGACGUCUUUUGUUGGGGCGACAGGUGGCUUCGGUGGAAUGGGUGGUGCAGGAGGUGUGAGUAUCGUCGGUGGCAGCGGUGUUGGCGGCGCCAGCCUUGGCUAUGGAGGAGGCUUCGCCCACUCUCUUUCCCUCCUCGGCUCAGCCACCGCAGCCCUCUCCAUCUCCUCCACCCGGCCCCCUCCUCCCCCUCUCCCCCCACCUCCGCCGCCUCCUCCACCACCCGCCACCUCAUCCUUGUCUGUCGCCACCUCUCCCCCUCACCCCUCCACCUCCUCCUCCCUCGCCGCUUCCUGUUCCGCCCCUACGCCGCCCGCCCCGGGCCCUGUGCUAAUCUCCACGUCAGCCUCCACCUGCACGCCCUCGCCUUCUGCCCGCGUCCUGGGUCCGGUGUCUUCGUCUGCUGCUGCCGCCUGCGCCGCGCCUCUGCCGCCCCGGUCCAGCCUGGCAGGUCUGAGCCGCCCCGCGCUGCAGCGUAUUGCCAUGGCUCAGUCGCGUGCCCUGAUUGCCUCAGGUGUGCCAACAGUUCCGGUGAAGAACCUGAAUGGAUCUAGCCCUGUGCAUCCUGCACUGGCAGGUAUUACAGGCAUCCUGAUGAGCGCAGCAGGGCUUCCUGUCUGCCUGACCCGGCCGCCCAAGCUGGUGCUUCAUCCUCCACCCGUCAGCAAGAGCGACAUCAAGCCCGUGCCCGGUCUGGGCCACUGCUGCCGCAAGACUACCAAAAAGCAGGCCCGUAAAGGCAAGACCCCUGAGGAGGUGGUGAAGCGGUACCUUCAGAAAGUUCGUAAUCCCCCGGAGGAGGACUGCACCAUCUGCAUGGAGGCCCUGGCAGGACCCUCGGGCUAUAAGGGCCCCGGCGUGGGCGGUAUCUCCCGGGCGGAGUCGGUGGGCCGCCUGGCACAGUGUGGCCACCAGUACCACCUCCAGUGCCUUGUUGCCAUGUACAACAACGGCAACAAGGACGGCAGCCUGCAGUGCCCGACCUGCAAGACCAUUUACGGCGUCAAGACCGGCAACCAGCCGCCGGGCAAGAUGGAGUACCACGUCAUUCCACACUCGCUGCCCGGCCACCCCGACUGCAAGACCAUCCGGAUCAUUUACAACAUCCCUCCUGGCAUCCAGGGCCCAGAGCACCCAAAUCCAGGCAAACCCUUCACCGCCCGUGGGUUCCCCAGACACUGCUACCUCCCUGACAGCGAGAAGGGACGCAAGGUGCUGAGGCUGCUCCUGGUGGCGUGGGACCGCCGGCUCAUUUUCUCCGUCGGCACGUCCAGCACCACCGGCGAGUCCGACACGGUCAUCUGGAACGAGGUGCACCACAAGACGGAGUUCGGCUCCAACCUGACUGGCCACGGGUACCCCGACCCUGGCCACCUGGACAAUGUGCUGGAGGAGCUGAAGGCCCAGGGCAUCACCGAGGAGGAGUGUCUACCCAGAGACUGAGCAGAGACACGCGAGACACUGAAGACACGGGAUUCCCGGCCGCAGUCUGCAAACACACGAUGCUGGAAAAGGGAUCCGAAGUCGGGACACACAACUUGUUGUCAUGAUGUGACGGAACGGAACAGAGAGAAACUUUCACCACCAGAGAUGGGGAAACAGCUUAAAAAAAAACUAAAGUAUUCACAGGAACAUUACAGAAAUAGUUUCAGCAAAACUUGCCGAGUUUAAAAAUUCUCCCAUGACUGCAUGAGUCAGUAUUGAAACGGGGGGAAUCAUUUUUCUUUCCUGACGCAGUAAUGGUUAUUCAGUGAGACAUUUGAGACCACGGUGCACAUAUGAGUCAGUGUUAGAUAAAAAAAAUAUUUAAAAAAUCACUUGUCAUUUCUACUGUGAGACUUCUUAUCAAGAAUGUAACUAAGUCAAUCUUGCUGAACUGAAGUGUUUACCACUGCUACUGCUGCUAUGUGGAAUUGAAGGAGGUUAAAAUGAAGUUUAGAAAAAAAAAAAGUGUGGGGUCUGUAACCUUUGUAAGUGUUAGUCCACAAGCAGAAAUAACUUUUCGCAGCAGAUAAAUAUUUCAAAUGUAUAACUGGAUAUCUGAGCAUGGACAUUUGCUGACCUCUAGUGGUACUUUUUAAGAACUACAUUCCUUUUUAGGUUUUUUGAUUUUUGAUUUCUAUUAAUGUAUAAUAAUGAAAACUUGAUAUAUUAUAUCAUAUUGUUUCCAUUCUGUCAUGUUUUACAUUGACAUUUUUUUUAAAUGGUGUGUUUCAUUGCAUUGUUUUUGGGUGUUGUGAGACGGACUGAGCAGCUGGUGUACCUGAGUUUGCCUGACACUUUAUUUGCUCUUUACCAAGCACCUUCCUUGAAAUAUAAUUUUCAGUAUUUUAUAUUUGAUAGGUUGAGAAAAUUGACAUUCCUUAAUAGUUCUGCCCCUCAGCGCAUGGGUGCAUUGAAAAGCUGAUGUGAAAGACUGAUGGGAGGAGGAAAUGCCCAGAAACGCUCGGAUCGAACCGCCUGCCUGAGCUCAGAAUUGCACAGAGAGGAAAUGGACAACGUGUAUCUACUGUACUUUUGUGUAUGACACUACAAAAAGGCUGUCAUCAGUUGUUGUUGUUUUUUUUUUGUUGUCAUGUUUAGUGUUCGUUCCAUGAGCAGGUGCAAAAGACUAUCUCUUGUCGUGGAUGCAGCUUUGGCCAAAGUGGUCCAGUCGGUUUGCAUUCGGCCCGGUGUGGACCGGUUUAUUAUGAGGUACGUCAGACGAGACCAGUAUGUGUUGACAUACUAACGUAGGCCAACAUUAAAAGCAUUUAUACUUUAUGAUACUUUACGUAUGCACUGUACUGUAUGUUUGUGUUUUAUGUGCACAAAUUUGCAUUAAACGUUUUUUAUAAGGUUCAAACAUAACAGAACCCUCACUCUG
Molecule: messenger RNA, 4592 nt
Organism: Scophthalmus maximus (turbot)
Lineage: Eukaryota; Metazoa; Chordata; Actinopteri; Pleuronectiformes; Scophthalmidae
Gene: dtx4a
Product: deltex 4, E3 ubiquitin ligase a
Exons: 9
Coding region: 857-3169 (770 amino acids)
Biological process (GO): protein ubiquitination; Notch signaling pathway
Cellular component (GO): nucleoplasm
Molecular function (GO): zinc ion binding; ubiquitin protein ligase activity
Source: RefSeq, a predicted model, not a curated record